Solanum lycopersicum (tomato) is the source of this 2007-nucleotide messenger RNA. Its product is annotated as aldehyde dehydrogenase family 2 member B7b. NCBI's taxonomy places the organism in Eukaryota, Viridiplantae, Streptophyta, Magnoliopsida, Solanales, Solanaceae. The record is from RefSeq and is a predicted model, not a curated record. Gene Ontology annotation, molecular function: aldehyde dehydrogenase (NAD+) activity.
UUAGACUACCUCUGCAUUUUUAGCAGCAGCAAAUCUGUCUCUGUCCAAAAAUUACUCUGUAUCUGAAUUCUUGACGUUGCUCCGAUUCUUAUCUCUUCUUCUCCAUCUCUAUUUAAUUUUCUCGUCUCCAGCAAUGAAUACUCAUACACGACGGAUCAUUUCUCAGCUUCGCACUUCAAUUAGGUACUCCAACUACUGGAGAAAGGGUAUCAGAAGGUUUUGUAGCAGUGCCGUGGUGCAUGAAGAGCCAAUCACUCCACCUGUUGAGGUUAAAUAUAAUCAGCUUCUCAUUAAUGGACAGUUUGUUGAUGCAGCCUCAGGGAAGACAUUUCCUACAUUUGACCCUCGAACAGGCGAAGCUAUUACUACGGUUGCGGAGGCCGACACUGAAGAUGUCAACCGUGCAGUCUUUGCUGCCCGUAAAGCAUUUGAUGAAGGACCAUGGCCUAAAAUGACUUGUGCAGAAAGGUCAUGUAUAAUGUUGCAGUUUGCUGAUUUGCUUGAGAGGCACAGUGAUGAACUUGCAGCACUUGAGACUUGGGAUAAGGGAAAGCCUUACGAACAAGCUGCAAAUGAAGAAAUACCAAUGCUCAUUCGUCUUUUCAGAUACUAUGCUGGUUGGGCUGAUAAAAUUCAUGGUCUUACAGCUCCUGCUGACAGUUUGCACCAUGUUCAGACCCUGCAUGAGCCAAUUGGUGUUGCAGGACAGAUAAUACCCUGGAAUUUUCCGUUAUUAAUGUUCGCCUGGAAAGUUGGCCCUGCACUUGCUUGUGGUAACACUGUCGUACUAAAACCAGCAGAACAAACACCACUCUCUGCCCUGUAUGUGUCAAAGUUAUUCCAUGAGGUUGGACUUCCCCCUGGAGUCUUAAAUGUCAUUCCUGGAUCCGGUAGUGCAGGUGCAGAUCUUGCCAGUCAUAUGGAUGUCGAUAAGAUUGCUUUUACAGGGUCCACAGAAACUGGUAAAGCUGUCGUAGGUGCAGCUGCAAAGAGCAACCUAAAACCUGUGACAUUGGAGCUCGGAGGAAAAUCUCCUUUCAUCAUUUGUGAAGAUGCAGACGUUGAUAAAGCUGUUGAGUUGGCUCAUUCUGCUGUUUUCUUUAACCAGGGACAAUGCUGCUGUGCUGGAUCUCGGACAUUCGUACAUGAAAGAGUAUAUGAUGAAUUUGUGGAGAAAGCCAAAGCUCGUGCUUUAAAACGCAUUGUUGGAGACCCUUUCAAGAAGGGAGUUGAACAAGGUCCGCAGAUUGAUACAGAGCAAUUUGAGAAGAUCCUGAAGUACAUAAAAUCUGGUACUGAAAGCGGGGCUACUCUCGAGUCUGGAGGGGAAAAAUUGGGUUCCAAGGGCUUCUAUGUCCAACCUACUGUCUUCUCAAAUGUCCAGGAUAACAUGCUGAUUGCCAGAGAUGAGAUAUUUGGACCAGUGCAGUCCCUCUUGAAAUUCAAGGAUGUUGAAGAGGUCAUCCGAAGGGCAAACUCGUCACAUUAUGGGUUGGCAGCGGGUGUUUUUACCCAGAAUAUAGAUGCAGCCAACACAAUAUCUCGAGCCCUUAGAGUAGGGACAGUGUGGGUUAACUGCUUUAACAUCUUUGAUGCUGCCAUUCCGUUUGGUGGUUAUAAGAUGAGUGGACAUGGAAGAGAGAAGGGAGUCUACAGCCUAAGUAACUACUUGCAAGUCAAAGCUAUUGUUACCCCUCUGAAGAAUCCAGCAUGGCUGUAGUUUUCCCCCCUGCUUUCUGGUACUCCUGAGAUGUCGUGCAACACGGCAAUCUUGUCUUUUAGAGGUCACUUGUAUACAGUGUAGAUAAGACCAAAACGCUGUAUUGUGUGUGUGUUAUUGUUUGUUACUAACUUCUUAUGAUUUGAUAACAAUAUGCAAACUUGUUUGUGUGAGACCUUUCUUGAUUUCUGUAGCUCUGAUGCAAAAUAGGAUCUUGUGUUUGAGUUUUGUGGGAAUGUAAUGAAUUAUAUAUAGAUGUAAUGUUAUAAUUCUAUAUUACUACGGUA